AAAGUCGCGCUGGACGGGAUGAAAACAGUGGCUCAAAGAAGGGAACCCUCAUUUAAAUGAUGCUACUACCAAUGUAGAGUUUAAAAAAAUGGGAAUUGUGGGAAGGGAAAAGGUUUCAGUUGGCACCAUGCUUAAGUUAAUAUGAAACUAACAGCAUUUUUUCUCAAUUAUCUUGCUGAGAUGUCAAUGACUAUUGUUUGGCGGUCCUGGACGUCGCUCCGCCCCUCCUGUUUGUCGUAAACCUGGCGCCUAGCUACAAUAAACCCGAGCUAAAGAGUGGCCAGGGCUCGCCUCCUCCUCGAAGGCGAUCAAUCGGAUCUCAGGCACACCACAAGCACUCUCUUACGUCGACGUUGCACGAGAACGGCGCUGAUUACAACAACACGGCUGAAGCCGCUCCACCAAACAUCCACCUGCUCUCUGAACCAUGUCGCUGAGCCCAAAGCACACGACACCUUUCUCAGUGACAGACAUUUUGAGCCCAAUCGAAGAGACGUACAAGAAGUUUGGUGGCAUGGAGAGCACGGGGAACCUCGCCUCUCCGCUGGGAGCGUACCGGCAGCCUCAGGUGUCCCAGACGGGCAUGCAGCAGCACUCCAUGGGCCACAACGCCACGGUGGCCAGCACCUACCACAUGCCACACUCCGUCUCCCAGUUCUCGCACGGCGCUAUGGGGGGCUACUGCAAUGGCAGCAUUGCCAACAUGGGGGAUUUACCCUCUUACCAAGAAACUAUAAGAAACAGUGCUGCAGCAACAGGGUGGUACGGCGCCAACCCCGACCCAAGAUAUUCAACAAUUUCUAGAUUCAUGGGACCUUCCACAGGUAUGAACAUGACGGGGAUGGGCACGCUGAGCGGCAUGGCGGACGCUUCCAAAGCCAUGACCCCCCUGCACGCCGCCCCGAGGAGGAAAAGGCGCGUGCUCUUCUCCCAAGCGCAGGUCUACGAGCUCGAGCGGAGAUUUAAGCAGCAGAAAUACCUGUCGGCGCCCGAGAGAGAGCACCUGGCCAGCAUGAUCCACCUGACCCCUACGCAGGUCAAGAUCUGGUUCCAGAACCACCGCUACAAGAUGAAGCGGCAGGCCAAGGACAAAGCGGCGCAGCAGCUGCAGCAGGACGGCGGCCUGUGCCAGCAGCAGCAGUCGCCCAGGAGGGUGGCUGUGCCCGUGCUGGUGAAGGACGGCAAGCCGUGUCAGAACGGCUCCAACACACCGACGCCCACCCAACAGCAGAUGCAGCAGCAGCAGCAACAGCAUCAGCAGCAGAACGGUUCUGGGGUCGUGCUUCCUGCUACGAGUAACGCUAUAAACCAGCACCAGAAUCAGCAGGUCAGCGCGCUCGUGCAGGCCCAAGACCUCGAGGAAAUGUCACCAAGUCCUCCAUCCCUCCAUUCUUCACUGAGCAACAUGGGACAGAUAGACACUUCCGUAGAUUACACCAACAACAUGGUCACGUCAAACCUGCUUUAUGGCAGGACGUGGUAGGACGGGUCAUCGUUUAAAAACUUUUUGUU
Messenger RNA from Colossoma macropomum (tambaqui), 1512 nucleotides. RefSeq names its product NK2 homeobox 4a (gene nkx2.4a). The transcript is spliced from 2 exons. Lineage: Eukaryota; Metazoa; Chordata; Actinopteri; Characiformes; Serrasalmidae. Gene Ontology annotation, cellular component: nucleus. The record is from RefSeq and is a predicted model, not a curated record. The coding region runs from base 428 to 1483 and encodes 351 amino acids. Gene Ontology annotation, molecular function: DNA-binding transcription factor activity, RNA polymerase II-specific; RNA polymerase II cis-regulatory region sequence-specific DNA binding. Gene Ontology annotation, biological process: regulation of transcription by RNA polymerase II; cell differentiation.